Messenger RNA from Trichoderma asperellum CBS 433.97, 625 nucleotides. NCBI's taxonomy places the organism in Eukaryota, Fungi, Ascomycota, Sordariomycetes, Hypocreales, Hypocreaceae. The record is from RefSeq and is a predicted model, not a curated record.
AUGAAGAAAAACCCCGAGAAGCAGAUCUCUCGCGAAACUGCGAAACAUAUAUCCAUGGUCAAAAAGCCACGAGAAAAGACCAGCAUACAAACCGAAGCAGCCCUUUUCGCAUCGACAUCCAUUCUACGCUUUCAUGGCCAAUUGGUUAUCCAGCCCAGGGAGGCAACUAUUUUAAAAGCGAUAGAAAUGUUUCAUUAUUACUGGCAUCUUCGACAGAUAGCCUUCUAUACUGAUGGUGCUGCUCAUAUUCGAGAGAGUGAACAGGAUCCUGUUCACCAGGUUUCCCCCAAAGAGCUACAAUACCAAUCUCGUGAUCCUCCUCUUCGUCGGAAAAAGGUCAAGCUAACUGCCGCGGUUGCAUAUAAAGCUACAGAAAGCAAUGAGUGGAUAGUGAAGGCUUUUACAGUACCUCCAGGAGGCAACUAUUAUCUUGAGGCUGAAUAGGCUGGUAUUGCAGGCGCUUUAGCAAUUACAAUAUCAAAAAUAAGAAACUCAAUGACAAAGGCUUCGAUUACUUCACACAAAGCCGUUAUUUUAACCGACUGCCAGGCUGCUAUUCAUCGGCUUCAAUUCCGAGGCGCGGCGAACAGCAAAAAGCGAUAUAAAGGUCUACGAUCGGGAACUU